CUGUGGCGGUGGCAACCCUGCUGCAGAUUGUUGUUAUUGCCGCUGAAAGCACAUUUUGCUUAAAAAUUUUAACUAAACUGUGAGAGAAUGCAUCGUAGAAAGACGCCAAAAUCUAUAAACAAGCCGCCACCAAUUAGCGGUGCCCUUAAGAAGCCAACAACACCGCCGGCAACAAAUGAUGCAGGAUUCGAUGGGGACAGUAACAUACAGUUCGAAGUAGAAUUGUGUUGGUGUGUCCACCAGCUACAGGCGGCUCUUGAGAGCGGAAAACUGAGUCAAAAAGUUGCUGAGGACACGGCCAAGAACCUAAAAAUAUUAACCAGUCAAACUGCACCGCUCAUUAAAAAAAGGCAAGUGAUGAAGCUAUCCAUGGGCGAUUAUCGGGCUAAAAUGCAACAAGAAGAGAAAAAAAUGGGACUAGCUGCCAAACAAAUUAAAUUCACCGAACCAUCAGCAGCAUCAUCAGACGCUACCAGCAAGAAGUCAAGUUUUGUGAAGAGAUCAGCAUUACUUACAACUGGCAAAGAUUUUCGAUUCAAUUUUGCAAAUCCCCCUGAAAAUAAUUCGUCAUCCUCCUCAUCGGUGGUAAUCUCGUCUGAAUCCGUGACGCCUAAGGAAACUGCUCAAAUUAACUUUUCAUCAGAUACAACAGGAGGAAGCCCAUUUAAAUUUAAUUUUGUUAUUGAUCCAGAGCAAGAUUACCAGGCUAAUGAUAUAAAUAUUAGUGGAUUAAAGCUAAACGGCUAAUUUUUGUUAUACCUAUACACGCAUAUUUUGCUCUUUUCUACAAAAUAAAACGUACGAGUAAUUAUAAGAAUUAA
Messenger RNA from Drosophila willistoni, 821 nucleotides. Its product is annotated as UPF0488 protein CG14286. Lineage: Eukaryota; Metazoa; Arthropoda; Insecta; Diptera; Drosophilidae. The coding region runs from base 88 to 747 and encodes 219 amino acids. The record is from RefSeq and is a predicted model, not a curated record. The transcript is spliced from 3 exons.